This is a messenger RNA of Ruditapes philippinarum (Manila clam), 287 nucleotides long. Its product is annotated as anterior pharynx in excess protein 1-like. NCBI's taxonomy places the organism in Eukaryota, Metazoa, Mollusca, Bivalvia, Venerida, Veneridae. The record is from RefSeq and is a predicted model, not a curated record.
UUCUAUUUAGAAACCACAACAUGUUAUUAGAAUAAAGUGCCUCUAUCUUUGAAAACUGUUCACAAUUAUUGUAUUGAUUUGUAUGAUUGUAGCAUUGACAGAAUCACAGAAUUGGACGGGCAACACAGAAUCUUAUAAAGUAUGGAAGGCAGAAACAUGUAGAAAAUGUAUUGCCCAGUAUCGAUGGUAUUGCGAUCGGUGGAGAAUUGUCACAUGUAAUAGACAUGUGACUAAAUUAAGGUGUACAACAGGCUGGACUCACAAUGGAGACUACAACUGUAGCAUCC